UCCAGGUGUUCUUAGUAGAGGUCUUCUAAGUAGAGGUGUUCUUAGUAGAGGUGUUCUUAGUAGAGGUGUUCUUAGUAGAGGUGUUCUUAGUAGAGGUGUUCUUAGUAGAGGUGUUCUUAGUCCAGGUGUUCUUAGUAGAGGUCUUCUUAGUAGAGGUGUUCUUAGUAGAGGUGUUCUUAGUAGAGGUGUUUUUAGUCCAGGUUUUCUUAGUCCAGGUGUUCUUAGUAGAGGUGUUCUUAGUCCAGAUUUUCUUAGUCCAGGUGUUCUUAGUAGAGGUGUUCUUAGUAGAGGUGUUCUUAGUAGAGGUGUUCUUAGUAGAGGUGUUCUUAGUAGAGGUGUUCUUAGUAGAGGUGUUCUUAGUCCAGGUUUUCUUAGUCCAGGUGUUCUUAGUCCAGGUUUUCUUAGUCCAGGUGUUCUUAGUCCAGGUUUUCUUAGUAGAGGUGUUCUUAGUCCAGGUUUUCUUAGUAGAGGUGUUCUUAGUCCAGGUUUUCUUAGUAGAGGUGUUCUUAGUCCAGGUGUUUUUAGUAGAGGUGUUCUUAGUCCAGGUUUUCUUAGUAGAGGUGUUCUUAUUUCAGGUGUUCUUAGUAGAAGUGUUCUUAGUAGAGGUGUUCUUAGUCCAGGUUUUCUUAGUAGAGGUAUUCUUAGUAGAGGUGUUCUUAGUAGAGGUGUUCUUAGUAGAAGUGUUCUUAGUCCAGGUUUUCUUAGUAGAGGUGUUCUUAGUCCAGGUUUUCUUAGUAGAGGUGUUCUUAGUGCAGGUGUUCUUAGUAGAGGUGUUCCUAGUCCAGGUUUUCUUAGUAGAGCUGUUCUUAGUUCAGGUGUUUUUAGUAGAUGUGUUCUUAGUCCAGGUUUUCUAAGUGCAAGUGUUCUUUGUAGAGGUGUUCUUAGUAGAGGUGUUCUUAGUAGAAGUGUUCUUAGUCCAGGUUUUUUUAGUCAGGUGUUCUUAGUAUAG
Candidula unifasciata is the source of this 949-nucleotide messenger RNA. The record is from the annotation of a GenBank genome assembly. NCBI's taxonomy places the organism in Eukaryota, Metazoa, Mollusca, Gastropoda, Stylommatophora, Geomitridae.